AACCAGCAAAUACCAGAAAAUAAGGGCUUAAAAGCAGGGUAAAGCAAUGGGAGAGGUCGUAUUUGACAUGAAAAAUGCGUUUGUAGCUCGGGAUGAACAAGGAAAUCCGUUUAUUAUUCUUAAAGAUCAAGGGAAAAAAAAGAGAUUAUCAGGAAAUGAAGCAAUCAAGUCUCAUAUUUUGGCGGCAAAAACGGUAGCAAACAUAUUGAAAUCGUCGCUAGGACCUAGAGGCCUGGACAAGAUUUUGAUAUCACCGGAUGGAGAUAUUACGAUUACUAAUGAUGGAGCAACUAUUUUGAGUCAAAUGGAAGUGGAACAUCAAAUUGCAAAGCUUAUGGUUGAAUUAUCUAAAUCACAGGAUGAAGAGAUUGGGGACGGUACGACGGGUGUAGUUGUACUUGCGGGGGCAUUACUGGAAAAUGCAGAAGAAUUGAUUAAUAAAGGGAUUCAUCCGAUCAAGAUUGCAGAUGGAUAUGAUCAGGCAUGCAAGAUUGCGGUGGAACAUCUUGAUUCUAUUGCAGAUGUGGUGGAAUUUUCGAAGGAAGAUACAACAAAUCUUUUUAGAGCGACAAAAACGUCUCUUAGCAGUAAAAUAGUAUCUAAGGCACACGACAAGUUUUCAGGGAUUGCAGUUGAAGCAAUUCUUUCGGUAGCAGACUUAGAUCGAAAGGAUGUUAAUUUUGAGCUUAUAAAAAUUGAUGGAAAAGUGGGAGGAGCAUUAGAAGAUACGAUGUUAGUAAAAGGAGUGGUUAUUGAUAAAGAUAUGUCGCAUCCACAGAUGCCACGUUGUGUAUCAGAUGCAAAAAUAGCUAUUCUUACAUGUGCAUUUGAACCACCGAAGCCCAAAACGAAACAUAAGCUUGAUAUUACAUGUGUAGAAGAGUUUAAGAAGCUUCAGAACUAUGAAAGAGAAAAAUUUGAAGAAAUGGUUAAAAAAAUCAAAGAUACGGGUGCAAAUCUUGUUAUUUGUCAAUGGGGAUUUGAUGAUGAGGCAAAUCAUCUUUUGCUUCAAAAUCAUCUACCUGCUGUACGUUGGGUAGGAGGACCGGAAAUUGAGUUGAUCGCAGUUGCUACAAAUGGACGAAUUGUUCCAAGAUUUGAAGAUUUGACUGCAGAAAAGCUUGGAACGGCAGGUCUUGUACGAGAAUUAUCUUUUGGUACAACUCGAGAUAAAAUGUUAGUUAUUGAAGGUUGUGUAAAUACAAGAGCAGUUACUAUUUUUAUCCGAGGAAGCAAUAAAAUGAUUAUUGAUGAGGCUAAGCGUGCUAUUCGUGAUGCUCUUUGUGUUGUACGUAAUUUGGUAAAAGACAAUCGAGUAGUUUAUGGGGGCGGUUCUGCCGAAAUUUCUUGUUCUAUUGCUGUUGCAGAUGCCGCAGACAAAGCACCUGGGAUUGAACAAUAUGCUAUGAGAGCAUUUGCAAAUGCUCUAGAUGUAAUUCCAAUGGCACUUGCAGAAAAUUCUGGUCUUUCACCAAUUGAAACAUUAACAAAUAUCAAAUCAAAACAAAUAAGACAUUCUAAUCCUGCAUUAGGAAUUGAUUGUAUGCAAAAAAAUAAUGAUGACAUGAAGGAACAAUAUAUCAUUGAUUCAUUGAUUAAUAAACGUCAACAAUUAUUAUUAGCUACACAACUCUGUAGAAUGGUACUUAAAGUAAAUGAUGUUAUUAUUUCUGGCUCUGAAAAUGAUCCACACAAUUAAUUCUUCAACAUAUCUAAACUAUUAUAUAUAAUACAUUAUUAAUCUC
Messenger RNA from Pneumocystis carinii B80, 1745 nucleotides. Its product is annotated as T-complex protein 1 subunit epsilon. The transcript is spliced from 13 exons. Lineage: Eukaryota; Fungi; Ascomycota; Pneumocystomycetes; Pneumocystales; Pneumocystaceae. The coding region runs from base 47 to 1699 and encodes 550 amino acids. Gene Ontology annotation, molecular function: ATP binding; ATP hydrolysis activity; ATP-dependent protein folding chaperone. Gene Ontology annotation, biological process: protein folding. The record is from RefSeq and is a predicted model, not a curated record. Gene Ontology annotation, cellular component: chaperonin-containing T-complex.